This is a messenger RNA of Triticum aestivum (bread wheat), 4114 nucleotides long. RefSeq lists its product as uncharacterized. The coding region runs from base 728 to 3601 and encodes 957 amino acids. The transcript is spliced from 5 exons. The record is from RefSeq and is a predicted model, not a curated record. Lineage: Eukaryota; Viridiplantae; Streptophyta; Magnoliopsida; Poales; Poaceae.
GUUAAGUGACUGACCAACAUUCAGCAUGACACUUGAAAGAACUUCAGGUCGACAAACAUUUGGCUUUGACUUGCGCGAGGUUGCAUUGACGUGGCAAAGGAAUGAGGCAGCUGACAUGUGGGUUCGCGUCACUCGACCGGCUCGAACUGCUUUCAUUCUAUUUUUUUACCUCAUUAACUUUACAAGUAUAUGAAAAUAUAAACUGUUUACAAUUUUGGUUUAGAGGCAAUGUCAAUGCCCAUAAUGACGCUGUCUGUUCCUCAAGAAAAUAGUAGCUGCAUACAAAACUUUGUAGAUUAAUGGGAUGUCAGACAACAACCAGAUUUAUCUUUACCUUUAUAUCCCUUUGUAUCUUUAAACCCCGCAAGCAAAGAAUCUGAUGAUGGAUGUGUGUGUGUGUGUGUGUAGGAAGCAAAGAAUCCGCAACUUUUAUUUAGAGGGAGAGAAAAAGCAAAGCAGACGCAAGGAAUGUUGCUACUGGGUAUGCUUCUGCAUGGCCGUUUCCCAUACCUUGCUAUCUGAAGCAUAACUCUGCUCUCUGCAUGCAACUUUCAGUUUCCUCACCCACACUCUAGUUUGCUGCUCGUGUGGUGUAUCUAGGCUUGUUCCAGUGCAGCAGUUCAUCAAGGAAAGGAAGAGAAUUAGAUCCGGAGAUUUCUGCAGAUUGACCAUGGGUUAGAUAUUCCAAACGUAGUUGCUGGUAUUUGAAGGAUUCAUUUGAUUCACUAUGUCUAGACCGGAGGACAUUGAGAUCCAGGCAAAAAACAUCGAUGCGGCAGCAGCAGAGAUAAUUGGUGUUCUGGAGGAUACAAGCAAAGGAAAUGUGAUCUACUUUGAUGGGUGGCGUGGAUUUGGAGCAUCAGCGGCACUCAAGGUAGUUGCCCAACGCCUGAAGUCAUCAAAAUCAAAGUUUGACAAGGUUAUCCAUGUGGAUUGCUCGGUGUGGAAAAGCAUGAGGGCUCUGCAAAAGGCAGUAGCGGAGGAGCUGAAGCUUCCGCAGUGUGUGAUGGCCAGCUUCGAUCGGUGUGACGAGGAGGACGAUUUCAAUGGGAUAGACGAAUGCUCUAGAGGGGUCAUAGAAGAUAUCAAUAGGGAAAUCUUCGAAAAGCUUUAUUACAGUAGAUUUGUGGUGAUUUUUCACAACGGGAGUAGAACAUACAUUGAUUUUUAUGAGUGUGGCCUCCCAGUAAUACCAUUCUUGAGGAACAAAGUGCUGUGGACCUGGCGCGGUAGUCAAAUCACCUCUGCUAUAGGUCUGGACUUGGACGCCCAUGGACCAAACUAUUGGGUCUGUGAUGGGAUUAUACAGGGCCAAGGCAAUACAUCAGCAUGGGAAAUUGGCAAUUCUCUGCAGAGGAACAUGCCCUUAGAUUGGAUGAGGAAGAACCCUAAAGACACAAUUUAUUUGGCAGAUUUGCUUAAGAGAAACAAUGAUCUUGAUGAUGGUCGCUGGGUUUACAUCACACACAAAGAACCUGGAUGGAGUGAUACUGUGCUGGCUCCUGUGGUGACAUCCUUCUUCUUGUAUGCAGAUGAAUCACCAACAAAUACAAUACCAAUGUUGCCAGUUAGCAUGUUCCAACAUUCACAAAGCAGCAAGCUGCGUGUGUUACAUCUGUCUCAUUGCACCUUCAGUUUUGCAUCUCCUCCUUUCUUCAACUGUGUCCAACUAAGAUUGCUGCAUCUGGACCACUGCAGAAAUAACAUAGGCAAGGAAAAGCAUCCAAGCCCUAAUGAAAGCAUAUCAUGUUUCCAGAAGCUAUGGGUGCUGGAUCUGAGGUAUACAGAAUGGUACUGGCUGCUAUCUGAAAAGAUGAAGACAGUGAUGGUUGAACUCAGGGAGUUUAAUGUGGAGGGAGUCAAGCAUGGGAGCAUUAGUGAUUUGUGUGGCGGUAGACCUAGCCUUGUCAUACUUCGAGUAACAGCAGAUCCAGUACAUACGGAGAACGAAGACACAAAUAAUCAAGCACAGUUCCCCAAUAUGUCCAGUACAAACAGUGUUACAAUACCUAGCUACAUCAACAACGUCCUGCCUCCGUGGCUCGAGUCAUUUAGCUUCAUCAACAAAGCUGCAACUGAUGCCAAGAUAUCUAGCAUCUCCUUCCGGGGUUGUUCUCAGUUGAAGAAUAUACUUCUCAGAGGAAAUUUGGGGAGCCUGGAGGAGCUGGACCUCUCGGGCACGUUAGUGAAAACCCUUGACCUCAGAGAAGUGGAAUCUCUAAACCUCAAGUGUCUCAUGUUGCUGGACUGCGAGAAGCUCCGUGCAAUAUUAUGGCCACCAGAAGAUAAAAGGAGAUGGGUUUUGGAGAAGUUGCAGAUCAACACCGUCCAAUCUGCACCACCUAGCCAGAAUAAUUGGGAAGAGAAGAUCAAGGAGGCUAGUCCUACUGCAGGAUCAUCAUCUAUCCUUACAUUUGGGGCUUCACCAUUAGGCACCAGGCGAAUUGCAUCUUUUGACUUCAAUUGGUACAUAUCUGUCAUGGAUCCAAGGCUCAUGCGGUCGCUUCUGCCCUUUCAGCGAUAUAUUGAGCAAGCCUUUGUGUACAUGGAGAUUGAUUCAUCUCCUGCCAGUGGAGCUGCUGUUGGUGGCUGUCAGGUUGCUCAAGGCAUCAGGAGCCAGCAGCAGAUUGCUCAAGCUCAAUACGUAUAUGCAAGUGAUGUCUAUCAAGAGGACCCGCAAGCUGUCAGUGCUAUCGAAGGUGUGAUCAGCUGGAUGUGGGCUUGCCCACCUACUCCUACUCCACUUCCUCGAGACUGGUACUUCCACAUGCAAGACGAAGAGAAGAUGGAAAGAGGAUCUUUACAACAACAACACAACGCCCGAAGGAUUAAUACCGGUGUUUGUUUAGCCCCUGUUUGGAUGUGUGAUAAUGCACGGAUGCUGUAUGUGCAUGAUAGCUAUUCCACCACUUGCAUUCCAUGCCCACAAAGUUCAGACUGGAGGUAUCUUGACUGGUGCCGAGUUGAGAGGUGCCCCAAGUUAUGCUCUGUCUUUGCUACUCCCCAACUAAGUGAUGGUCGGACCGCCUUUUUGUGCUUGUCUACGUUCUGGGCAUCCCAGCUCCCUAUGGCGUCCUACAUCUGGAACUGGAGUACAAUAUACCAACCAACAGGAAGUUCCUUUGAAGACCUAGUAUUCCUGCACCUAGACUAUUGCCCCAGGCUCAAGCAUGUGCUUCCCUUGUCUAAGCAUAUGGACACCCUGCCUAGCCUGGAGACGCUGGAGAUCGUGUGCUGCGGUGAUCUGAAGGAAAUCUUCCCUUUGGACCCUAAUCGCCAAGAGAAGCAGGAAACUAUAGAAUUUCCCAAGCUAAGAAGGAUCCACCUGUACCAGCUCUCCAACCUACAGAGCAUCUGUGGGAGCAGGAUGUCCGCGCCGAACCUUGAGACCGUCAGAAUCCGGGGCUGUUGGGGCCUUCGAUGCCUGCCGGCAGUCAGCGGCAGCACCACCAACCGGCCCAAGGUGGACUGCGAGAAGGACUGGUGGGACAACCUGGAGUGGGAAGGGCUGGGGGCGAAGCACGACCCUUCGCUCUAUGAGCCGAGCCACUCGCGAUACUACAAGAAGGCCCACCUGCCAAGGGUCACCGUUCUCAGGUAAUCAAAUCCAUCCAUGGUCGAUGAUCGCUACAGGCACGUCGGCCCUAUGGUGCUACGGUGCUUAAUUAGCUGAAGCUUUCUCUGGAGUGCGUGUUCAUGUGUGUUGUUGCCUUACUUGAUGCUGCUUGUUUGGUCCGUGUGGUUGUGUGAAAUCUGCAUAUGCAUUGCCAUUGGUUUGGCGGUGCGUCUUCCAGUUCAGUCUGAUUUGAUUUGGUUUAUCUUGAUCUUGUGUGGUUUGUUCAUAUUUUCUUGAUGAAAGCCAUAUAGGCUUCAAAGUAAGUAUGCAUCAUCUGGUUGGAUAGAUGAUGCAGGUAAAAGCUUUGAGAGAAAUAUAAAUAAGAGAGGGCAUUCAGCCUAUGCUGCAUGAGCACCCUGCCUGCUCAUGCUGCUGCUAUCCUGUUGCUCUCCAUUUGGUGUGUGUUGUGGAGUGUGAUUUGUCAGCUACAGACUGAUUAUUGUAAUGCUAAGCAAUUACUUCAACUUCUAUACAAAUGGUGAUUUGUGUGUGUCAUAC